Daktulosphaira vitifoliae (grape phylloxera) is the source of this 5749-nucleotide messenger RNA. Its product is annotated as DNA polymerase alpha catalytic subunit-like. Lineage: Eukaryota; Metazoa; Arthropoda; Insecta; Hemiptera; Phylloxeridae. Gene Ontology annotation, biological process: mitotic DNA replication initiation; lagging strand elongation; DNA replication. Gene Ontology annotation, cellular component: alpha DNA polymerase:primase complex. The transcript has 35 exons. Gene Ontology annotation, molecular function: chromatin binding; DNA-directed DNA polymerase activity; DNA replication origin binding. The record is from RefSeq and is a predicted model, not a curated record.
UCAACUUUACUGUUGAAGUUAUAUUUCUAUUUUUUUUUGUAAUAGAAUUAAUACCGCGGUUAUAGUGGUAAAGAGAGUGAUAAAUCAAAUCUCAAGUAAUAGAUAGUUGUGCAUUCAUAUUGGCGGGAAAAUUUUUUUUGUUCAUGGUUAUGCUCUAUAGAUAUCCUAUAUACCGAUAUUUAAUUUAUUUUAAAAAAUAACGUCAAGAUAUCAGUAAAAUCUAAUUCUUUUCCUUGAUUUUUUUCUUUAUAUAAGUUUAUCAUUAUCUAAGUAUAAUUUUAGAAUUCAAUUUUUUUUAAUACAUGCCUAAUACCUUGAUAUUUAUUUUGAAAAAAUGAGUGACACACCGGAAUCGUCUAGACCCAAAAGACAGAAAGCUGGUCAUACGAGUCGUUUUGAAGCACUAGCAAAACUAAAAAAAUUGAAAUCAGAUGGAGUUAAAAACAAAUAUGAAGUUGAAGAAGUGCAAAAUGUUUAUGAAGAAAUUUCUGAAAAAGAAUAUACAGAAAGAGUUAUUAAACGUCAACAAGACAAUUGGAUAGUGGAUGAUUAUGAUGUUGAAGGAUAUGUAGAAGAUGGUAGGGAAAUAUUUGAUGAUGAUUUAGAUGAAGAAUCUAUUGUUAAAGAAGAAAAAAAAGGUAGAGGUAAAAAAAGAAGCAGGUUAGAAACAUCAGCUCAUGAAGAUACAUCAUCAUAUCGAGAUAUCCAAAAAAUGAUUAGUAAUAUGCCUGUAAAAAAAAAGAAAGAGGUUCCAGUUAAUUUAGAUGAUGAUGAUAUUUUAGGUGAUUUAAUUCAAGAGAUAGAUUCACCUAUGCCUGGUGUAUCAAAAACAUCUCGUACGAUUCAUAAUAAAGUUGCUGAAAAAAUAAAAAGAGAUAGUCAAACAAGAAUUAAUACCGCGGUUAUAGUGGUAAAGAGAGUGAUAAAUCAAAUCUCAAAAUCGUCUAGACCCAAAAGACAGAAAGCUGGUCAUACGAGUCGUUUUGAAGCACUAGCAAAACUAAAAAAAUUGAAAUCAGAUGGAGUUAAAAACAAAUAUGAAGUUGAAGAAGUGCAAAAUGUUUAUGAAGAAAUUUCUGAAAAAGAAUAUACAGAAAGAGUUAUUAAACGUCAACAAGACAAUUGGAUAGUGGAUGAUUAUGAUGUUGAAGGAUAUGUAGAAGAUGGUAGGGAAAUAUUUGAUGAUGAUUUAGAUGAAGAAUCUAUUGUUAAAGAAGAAAAAAAAGGUAGAGGUAAAAAAAGAAGCAGGUUAGAAACAUCAGCUCAUGAAGAUACAUCAUCAUAUCAAGAUAUCCAAAAAAUGAUUAGUAAUAUGCCUGUAAAAAAAAAGAAAGAGGUUCCAGUUAAUUUAGAUGAUGAUGAUAUUUUAGGUGAUUUAAUUCAAGAGAUAGAUUCACCUAUGCCUGGUGUAUCAAAAACAUCUCGUACGAUUCAUAAUAAAGUUGCUGAAAAAAUAAAAAGAGAUAGUCAAACAAGAGGAUAUUUAGAAUCAUUUUGUACUGCUGUAAAAUCUGUUCGAACUCUUACUUCCAAUAUUAAAAUGGAAAACAGUUCAAUUGAAAAAAUAGAAAAUGAAUCCCCAAAGUCUAUUGUAAACUCUUCAAUUAUUGAAAAUAAAAGACAAAAUUUAAAAUCGCCAACAUUAAAAAAUAUUCAAUUUAAUCAAACUGGUAAUGAAUUAAAAAAUGAUGAAAUUAUUGUGGUAAAAGACGAACCAAUAGACAAUGAUUUUAGUGACUGCAUUGAAGAUUUUGACUUUGGCGAAGCAAUUGAAGCAGAAAAAAGUUUUGUAGAAUCUUCAGAAACAAUUGUCAAAAAUGAAUCUGUUGAGAUAGAAGCAAAGAUCCCCUUUAAUUUUGAAGAAACAAACUGGCCUAUUGAAGACGUUAAAGAAGAAGAACAAAUUGCUCUACCACAGAAUAUUACUACUAAAUUACCAUUGACAACUGACAAAAGUGGAGCUCAGGUGUAUCGAUUUUUUUAUUUAGAUGCAUUUGAAGAUGUUUAUAAACAACCGGGUGUUGUUUUUCUCUUUGGUAAAGUUAAACCUGCUGGUGUUGACAUUUAUGUGAGUUGCUGUGUAAUAGUUAAAAAUAUUGAUAGAAGGAUGUUUCUUCUACCUAGAAGCAAAGCCUUAGAUACAGAUGAAGANUCAUCAUAGGCCUUGGAUACAGAUGAAGAAGUAAAAAUGGUUGAUGUUUAUAAUGAGUUUAACAGUUUAACUGAAAAAUAUAAGAUACAAAAUUUUAAAUCUCGUAAAACGAUUAAAAAAUAUGCAUUUGAACUUGCUGAUGUUGCUGAUGAGAGUGAAUAUUUAGAAAUCAGAUAUUCAUUUGUCAUUAAAGAAGAAGAACAAAUUUCUCUACCACAGAAUAUUACUACUAAAUUACCAUUGACAACUGACAAAAAUGGAGCUCAGGUCUAUCGAUUUUUUUAUUUAGAUGCAUUUGAAGAUGUUUAUAAACAACCGGGUGUUGUUUUUCUUUUUGGUAAAGUUAAACCUGCUGGUGUUGACAUUUAUGUGAGUUGCUGUGUAAUAGUUAAAAAUAUUGAUAGAAGGAUGUUUCUUCUACCUAGAAGCAAAGCCUUGGAUACGGAUGAAGAAGUAAAAAUGGUUGAUGUUUAUAAUGAGUUUAACAGUUUAACUGAAAAAUAUAAGAUACAAAAUUUUAAAUCUCGUAAAACAAUUAAAAAAUAUGCAUUUGAACUUGCUGAUGUUGCUGAUGAAAGUGAAUAUUUAGAAAUCAGAUAUUCAGCAGCCUAUUCUCCUCUACCUGAAGAUUUAAAUGGGAAUACUUUUAGUAGAGUAUUUGGAACUAACACCUCAUUUUUAGAAUUGUUACUUCUUGAUCAGAAGAUUAAAGGUCCUUGCUGGUUAGAUAUAAAAAGUCCUCAGUUAUCAAAUAAUCCUAUAAGUUGGUGUAAAUUUGAAAUAAAUUGUAUGGACAUGAAGAAUAUUCAGUUAGCACCCACAGCUCCUCCCCCUCCUAUGGUUAUUAUGACACUGAAUCCAAGAAUUGUUUAUAAUAAAAAGACAAAACAAAAUGAAAUUUUAAUGAUUACUUGUAUGAUACAUUCAAGUUUCCCUAUUGAUCAAGCACCACCUACUCCUCAUCACAACCAAUUCUUUUGUGCUUUUACUCGACCUAUCAAUAUUCCAUGGCCACCACGUUAUCAAGAAGAAUUUAAAAAAUGUGGUGAUCCAACUAAUAUAGUAAAAAUGGAUUCAGAAAGAGCAUUAUUAACUUAUUUUUUAGCUAAGAUGUCUAAAGUUGACCCCGAUAUUAUUAUUGGACAUGAUAUUUGUAGUUAUAUAUUAGCAUCACUUGUGAAUCGCUUAGAAAGUAAUAAAAUACAAAAUUGGUCUAAAAUUGGUCGUCUUCGUAGAACAAUGUUUCCUAAAAAAGGAAAAUUCAUAAGCGAAAAAAAUAUUCUUAGUGGACGUUUAAUUUGUGACACUCAAAUUUCUGCUAAAGAAUUGAUUAGAGCAAGAAGUUAUGAUUUAUAUACUUUAUGUGAACAAAUUUUGAAUGUUAAAGAAAAUCAACAGUUAAAUUUAUCUGAUGAAGAAGUUAGUUAUAUGUAUUGUUCUGCUGAAGCUUUAAUACAACUAAUUAAAUUUACAAUUAUGGAUACUUCUUGUAUAUUACGACUUAUGGUACAAAUGAAUGUAUUACCAUUAGCUCUUCAAAUUACUAAAAUAGCUGGAAACUUAAUGUCGAGAACUCUUAUUGGUGGACGUGCUGAAAGGAAUGAAUUUUUACUAUUGCAUGCUUUUAACGAAAAAGAUUUUAUUCUACCAGAUAAACUAUACAAGAAAAAAACAAUUUCUAAAGAUGAAGAUGAUGUAAUUGGAGAAGGAGACAAUACCAAAAAAACUAGUCGUAAAAAAGCUCAGUAUUUAGGUGGUCUUGUACUAGAACCUAAAGUUGGUUUUUAUGAUAAAAUGAUUCUACUUAUGGAUUUUAAUUCCUUGUACCCAAGCAUAAUACAAGAGUAUAAUAUAUGUUUUACAACUGUUAGUUUUCGAACUCUUGNUUUUUUAAUAAAAGCGGAAGUUAAUAAAAUUUAUAAACAAGUUGAAUUAGACAUUGAUGGAGUUUUCAAGUACAUGCUACUUUUAAAGAAAAAAAAGUAUGCUGCUAUUUCCAUUUCAAAAUUACCAUCAGGAGAUUUUAUCACUAAGGAAGAAAUAAAAGAAAAUAUUAUUCNGAUGAUUAAUUCAAAUUGUGUCGACUAUGAUCAAGUCAUGAAAAUUGGAUAUAAAAUAAAAGCGGAAGUUAAUAAAAUUUACAAACAAGUUGAAUUAGACAUUGAUGGAGUUUUCAAGUACAUGCUACUUUUAAAGAAAAAAAAGUAUGCUGCUAUUUCUAUUUCAAAAUUACCAUCAGGAGAUUUUAUCACUAAGGAAGAAAUAAAAGGUUUAGAUAUUGUCAGAAGAGAUUGGUCACAACUAUCUCAAGAAGCUGGACGAUUUGUUUUAAGACAAAUUCUGUCUGAUCAAACUCCUGAAGAAAGAGUAGCUAAUAUUUUUGCACAAUUAGAAAAACUUAGAGUAGAUUUAGAUGAAAAUAACGUUCCUCUAUCAUUGUUGGCAAUUAGCAAAACAUUAACUAAAGCUCCUCAAGAUUAUCAAGAUGUAAAAGCACUACCACAUGUAGCAGUGGCUCAACGGCUAAAUAAGCAGAGCAUGAAAUUUAGACAAGGUGAUACCAUUUCCUAUGUUGUAUGUGAGGAUGGUACAAAUUUGGCGCCAACCCAAAGGGUUUACCAUGUAGACGAAUUAAAAACCAAUGAUGCUCUAAAAAUAGAUGUAAAAUAUUAUUUAUCUCAACAAAUUCAUCCUGUUAUAAUGCGCCUUUGUGCACCAUUGGAAGACAUUGAUGCAAAAAUGAUAGCUGAGAAUCUAGGUCUUGACCCAUCUCAAUACCAUAACUAUAAAUCAAGUUCAUCAAAAGAUAUAAUUGAAGAAAAUACUAUUGAUCUAGAUGAUGCUACACGUUAUAAUGAUUGUGAUAAGUUUACUUUUGCUUGUCUUGGUUGUAAAAGUGAAAUUGAGAUAAAUGCUCCUGCCAUAAAAAAAACUGAUGGUACUUUAGAAUUCUCUUUAGAGAGUUGUUCUAACACAGAGUGUUCCAUUCCUCCUUAUAAAUAUGUUGGAUUGCUUGAAACUUGUUUGUGGGUAGCUAUAAGGAAACACAUGAUGAAGUAUUAUAAGAGUGAUUAUGUUUGUGAUGAUAGUGAAUGUGAUUAUAAAAGUAAACUAAGUCCUCGUAUAAAUGAUGAAAUUUGUCCACAGUGUGAUUCUGGUACAUUAAAAAAGGAAUAUUCUGCUGGUCAGUUGUUAUUUCAACUAAGAUAUUAUUUGUUUAUAUUUGAUAUUGAUAAAGUACUUCAAAGGAAUAAGGACAUAAAAUUAAAUAAUGAUAGCAUAUUAUACAUGGUUUAUAGCCGAUUAAAAUUACAAGUAGAAAAAGUACUUAAACAUCAUGAUUUUUACUAUGUUAAUUUAAAAGAUAUAUUUGGUAAACACUAAGAUGCUCAUUAAACUUCAUUUUUUAUUUGAUCUUUAACAUUAUUAAAUUCACAAGCAUAUAUUUUUAUACAAAUGAAGAAAAUUAUUUUUAUAAUUUUAUAGGUGAUAAAUAAUUUUUAAUCAUGAAAAGUUGUAUUGCUAAUAGUGAAUUGUAAAUAAAAUUGUAGUUUAUAAUUAUUAUUUAUUUUUAUGUAUUGCAUUAAAAUAUUUUCA